Sodiomyces alkalinus F11 is the source of this 690-nucleotide messenger RNA. RefSeq lists its product as hypothetical. The coding region runs from base 1 to 690 and encodes 229 amino acids. Lineage: Eukaryota; Fungi; Ascomycota; Sordariomycetes; Glomerellales; Plectosphaerellaceae. The record is from RefSeq and is a predicted model, not a curated record. The transcript has 8 exons.
AUGUUCUUGUUCCCGCGGGGGGGUCUCGUCCGUCGUCCCCUAGCUUCGUCCGUGACGGACAAGGACCACCACGACCCCCAUAAUGGGGAUAGUGGACGUGCCAAUGUAUGCGGCCGCACUGGGUUUCCCACGUUGCCGUCCCGUGAGAUCCCGGUCCUCGUCAAUUGGACGAAUAAUUACGGAGUGGUAGAUCCUCCGACCAGGGACGAUGAGGAUUCGACGACGAUAACAGAAACUCAGGACGCCACUUCUUCGGAUAGUACCGUUGGUAGGCUUCUUUUCGAGAUUGCCGCUGCCGAUAUCGACUGCGCCACGGCCUUUUACCCUCAUCACUGGCAUGUCAUCUCCCUCAUUCUCGAGGGGGUUCAUUCGCAUAUGCGCUCUACCCAAUCCUCGGUUGAAGUCGAGGCUCAAACCGCUCCCGGUUCAGGGCAGCCAUACCUCGUGGUGGAAGCUCCCGCGAGAAAACAAGGGUUCCAGACCGACAAGCACUCCGCACCUCUGGUCCCCAUUAGGGUUCGAGUCGACGCCAAAGGCGUGAUCAGACUUGCAUUUCGCCAACCGGUGCGGCUUGGCAUGGGGACAGACAUCUGCUGUAGAGGUGACAAGGUCCAGGGCGCAGGGGAUCGAACCAAACGGCAGCGUCCCAGUCCCUCACCGCCUUGUUAUGGUGCUACUAACCUCGACUGA